AUGCUUGAUCAGCCAUCCACACCUCUCCACCUACUUAUUGCUACUACGGGGAGCGUCGCAAGCAUAAAACUUCCGUUAAUUGUCAAGACGUUGUCAUUGCAGUACUCUGGAAUCGAGAUACAAGUUGUGGCCACGCCUCACUCUCUUCACUUUUAUGAUGAAACCAAGGUAUCGGCUGAAGACGGUGAGCCGGUCAAAGUCUGGAAAGACGCUGACGAAUGGAGCAACUGGGACAAAGUAUCAGACCCAAUAUUACACAUAGAGGCGAGUUAUCCAGAAGGUAUUCUCCGGAGGUGGGCCGACUUGAUCCUAGUGUGCCCAUGUUCGGCAAACACCUUGGCCAAAUUAGCGGGAGGAUUGUGCGAUAAUCUGCUGACAUCACUCCUUCGCGCAACAAACCCUAAAGAGAUUCCUGUCAUAUUAUUUCCGGCCAUGAACACGUACAUGUACGAACAUCCUUUAACCCAGAGACAUAUUGGGAUUGUACGGAAUGAGAUAGGUUACGAGGUAUCAGGUCCGGUGUCUAAAACUCUUGCCUGCGGUGACACAGGCAUAGGAGCUAUGACAGAAUGGUCGGAUAUCGUCAAAAUGGUCGUGGACCGAUUCCACCUGGAAUUGAAAGUGGUUACCGCACAGUGUAGCAAAGAUCAUUGA
Molecule: messenger RNA, 654 nt
Organism: Melampsora larici-populina 98AG31
Lineage: Eukaryota; Fungi; Basidiomycota; Pucciniomycetes; Pucciniales; Melampsoraceae
Exons: 6
Coding region: 1-654 (217 amino acids)
Biological process (GO): coenzyme A biosynthetic process
Cellular component (GO): phosphopantothenoylcysteine decarboxylase complex
Molecular function (GO): phosphopantothenoylcysteine decarboxylase activity; FMN binding
Source: RefSeq, a predicted model, not a curated record